AUGCGUGCCUGGCACCAGGGGUUCGGGAGUCGCUUUCACAAGCUUAACCUCUCACAGCCUAUGAAUCAGAUCGGUCUCGCCUCAAGUGGAUCGAGGGUGAACUCUGGGGCUCUGGAUCGACCUAUCGUGUUGCCUUCACCACCGGUCGCCUCCGCUGGCCUCGGUCGUUUUGCUGCUUUCGAACUCGUGCAGAUUGUUCCCACGGCUCAUCGCCGUCGGAGUUAUGUGGAACAACCAUGGUGUGAGCCUGUCUGCUCCAGAGUCUAA
Penicillium waksmanii is the source of this 267-nucleotide messenger RNA. RefSeq lists its product as uncharacterized. NCBI's taxonomy places the organism in Eukaryota, Fungi, Ascomycota, Eurotiomycetes, Eurotiales, Aspergillaceae. The record is from RefSeq and is a predicted model, not a curated record. The transcript has a single exon. The coding region runs from base 1 to 267 and encodes 88 amino acids.